Molecule: messenger RNA, 3716 nt
Organism: Oryctolagus cuniculus (rabbit)
Lineage: Eukaryota; Metazoa; Chordata; Mammalia; Lagomorpha; Leporidae
Gene: DNTTIP2
Product: deoxynucleotidyltransferase terminal interacting protein 2
Biological process (GO): RNA processing
Cellular component (GO): nucleolus
Molecular function (GO): RNA binding
Source: RefSeq, a predicted model, not a curated record
UGAGAGGGCAGGCCGAAGACAGGUACGAGAUUCUCACGAGUUCCGGAAUCCGCUCGGAAAACGCAGGCGCGGCACCUCUGACGUAUUUCCGGGGCGCCAGAGCGAAAGGAAGUCGUGGUGCCGGUGGGCGAUCCGGAAAUCGGGAAGAUGGUGGUCACCAGAUCGGCACGAAAGCGGGCGGUGAACCAAGCCUCGUCGCCUGGAAGUUCCCAGCAGAAGAAUUCUGCUGCUGGAGGGAAUCAAGAAUAUCCAGAAAGAAGGCUGGGCUCUGGAUCUGAUGACCGGGAACAGAGUUCGAUCUCUCGAAAUCCUAAAUCCAAAAAGAGGAAGGAUGGACCUGCCAGCACACUAUCCGGGAUAACUGAACCAUCUGAUGGAGAGACCUCUGAGGCAGAGUCAAAUUAUUCUGUGUCUGAGACCCAGGAGCCCAUUUUAAGAAUAACUAGGAGGAGGCAAAUCUUAAUUGCACCCACCCCAGUGUCUAGUGUUAGAAAAAGGCUGAAAGUAACCCCAGUAAAUGAAUCUCAUACUGAAGAAGUUGUUUCUGAAGCAGAAUCUCAUGCUUCAGGUGUUUCUAGAAUUGCGCCUUCCACAGAGCUAACUACAAGAACCCAAAGAUGUACAGAUAAAUCUAUAACAGAUCCAAGCCAAGACUCACAUGCUGAAGCUGUAUCUGAUGCUGAGUCAUCAUGCUCAAACAUUUCAUUUUCUGGAAUUGCACCUAAGAGAACCACCAGGAGUAAGCCAAGCAAGUUACAGACACAAAUUGAGAAGAAAGAUACUAAAAUUGGCCCAAGAAAUGAAAAGCAAAUCAUUGAUACGCCUGUGAACUCAGAGGACUUGGAUACCAAACGGACUUCUCAUUUACAAGCAAGCUCUCUUUCUCAGAUCAAUAAAUCAAAUGUCUGUAGUAAUGAAAUUCAUAAUGACUUUGAUGAUUCCUUCCACGUAAGUUCAGAAAAAAUACUGACAGUGCGGAAACACCAGUAUUCUAAUGAAAGAGAGAAAGGACAGGCCAGAGUUGUAUCUCCUAAAGAAACAAAACAGAAUUGUAAGAGUUUGGAUGAAGACAGCAAUGAAAUAAUAAAUGAGGGAAAAGAAAUGAAUGAGAACUCCUCUCAGUUGAGUCUUUCUAAAUUUCAGGACGCUAGCCCUCAGCAAUUAGCUUCUCAGAAGCAUUCAACCCCCCGUAACAAAACCCCUUCAGAGCCCUCACAUCUGAAUUGUGAGGCUGUAAUGAAAUCGUUAGCCCAAACAUUUGCAGUCGUGGAAGUGAAUAGAUGGAAUGAAGAAAGAAACAGCCCCGUAAAAACAAGUGACUUAACAAAGUUUGGUAAUGGUGAUGAUAGUGAUAAUGAAGAGUCCACAGUUGUAAGUGUCAGUGAUGAUAGGAACCAUGAUGAAAGGAAUGUAGAUCUUGAAUGUGAUACCACACUAAAGUCUGCACUCGGCACAUCUCAGGAUAUUGACGGUCCUGUUUUAUUAGUUCUAAGCAGUGAUGAAAGCCAGCAGUCUGAAAACAGUGAAGAUGAAGAGGAUACCUUGUGUUUUGUUGAAAAUAGUGGCCAGAAAAAGUCAUUAAGUGGCAAUUCGGGAGAUAAGUCGGGUGGCAAUGAAUUGUUUGUGAUUGACACAACUCCUGGAUUGAGUGCUGAUAAAAAUUUUUACUUGGAAGAGGAAGAUAAGGUAAAAGAGGUUGCCAUUGAAGAAGAGGAGGAAGAGGAAAGUGAAGAAGAACCUUCAGAUCAUGAUAAAAAUAAAGAUGCGGAGUUUAGUGAUGAAGACGACUUACUAAAUAACACAAAGUCUAAACUUUUGAAGUUGACAAGCAGCAGCAUAGACCCUGGUCUGAGUAUCAAGCAGCUGGGUGGCUUGUAUAUUAAUUUCAAUGCAAACAAACUACAGUCUAACAAGAGAACCCUAACCCAGAUCAAGGAGAAAAAGAAAAAUGAGCUUCUGCAGAAAACCGUCAUUACACCUGAAUUUGAAAAAAAUGACUGUGUCCCACCAUAUAGUGAAUCAAAGCAUCAGCUUCAGAAAAAACGCAAGAAAGAGCGACAAAAAACUGCGGGUGAUGGCUGGUUUGGUAUGAAAGCUCCAGAAUUGACAGAUGAACUGAAAAAUGAUCUCAAAGCUCUGAAGAUGAGAGCAAGCAUGGACCCAAAAAGGUUUUAUAAGAAAAAUGAUAGAGAUGGCUUUCCCAAGUAUUUCCAGGUUGGAACUAUCGUUGACAAUCCAGCUGACUUCUACCAUUCACGAAUUCCUAAGAAGCAAAGGAAAAGGACUAUUGUGGAUGAACUGCUGGCUGAUUCUGAGUUUAGAAGGUAUAACCGAAGGAAGUACUCAGAGAUCAUGGCUGAAAAAGCAGCAAAUGCAGCAGGAAAAAAGUUUCGAAAGAAGAAGAAAUUCCGCAAUUAAGAUUCACUCUGCAAGCCACUGCAUUUAUAUCUCCUCUUUAUUCAUUUACUGAAGAUGUUUUUAAACUAACACCAUCACAUAAAUUAAUGUAGACUGACCCUUUUUUUUAUAGGGAUUUCUAUUUGGGACAGAUAGGCUUGAGAGCCUUGACCCAUGUGCUCCUUGAAAUAAAAAAUAGAGGUGUUUACAAGGGACCCAUCCCAGCCUUGACUCUUUAAAGGCAAAAAGGAAGAACCUCAGUCACUUUAACAGAAUUAAUGUUUUUGUAAAGUUUUCAAUGUUAAAGAUUUUUUUAAAGAUUUAUUUAUUUAUUUGAAAGGCAGAGUUAGACUUUUGUCCACUGGUUCAUUUCCCAAAUGGCCACAACAGCUAGGGCUGGGCCAGGCCAAAGCCAGGAGCUUCUUCAGGGUCUCCCAUGUGGGUGCAGGGUCCCAAGCACUUGGGCCAUCCUCCACUGCUUUCCUGGGCACAUUAGCAGGGAACUGGAUUGGAAGUGGAGCACCAGGGACAUGAACUGGCACACGUAUGGGAUACCUGCAUCCCAGGUGGCAGCUUAACCAUAUGUGCUAAACACUGGCCCCUUAAAGAUUUAAUUUAAAAAUAUUUAGGAAGUAUAAAGUUUACUGGCAUGUUGAAAGAAUUUUAAAAAUUACGCAUUUUGUGCAGAGUUAAGUUGCUGCUUGGGACACCCACAAUCCAGAUCUGAGUGCCUGGUUUGAGUCAUGGCUAUUCCACUUACAAUCCGGCUUCCUGUUAGUAUCUUGGGAGGACCAAAUGACGGCUUAAGUAGUUGGAUUACUGCCAAUCAUGUGAGGGACCUGGACUUGGUUCCAGGUUCCUGGCUUUGGCCUGGCCCAGCCCUGGCUAUAGCAGACAUUUUGGGAAUGAACUAGUGGAUGGGAGAUCUCUUUCUCUCUCCUACCUUUCAAAUAAAAGGAAAAAAAAAAAUUAAAAAAUUAUCAGUGAUACAUAAACAGUUAUGUAAUUAUUAUGUAGUUUUGUAUGUAUAUAUGUAUGGUAGGAAGGAAAUGGCAGACAGGUAGUGCCUAUAGUUAGCUACAAAUUCAGAUACAGAAAGUUGGUGAGGUCAGUAUACAGAGAGAUCGGUUUGUUUGCAGUAUAAAAAUCACAGUUGAAAACAAAUGAUAAAAACAUUCCUGGAGCAAAUGUAUAUUAGCAUAAAACCAAGGAACUAGGUGAAGGGCUGUAAAGAUAGGGCAGUAAAGAUAGUUUCUUUAGCUUAACUGUGAAAAGAUCCAGUUGUUGAUCAUUCAAUAAAUGUUUCUCUGUAUAGAAAA